CACAUAGAGAAAAAAAAAAAAGACAAGAACAAAAAAAAAACUUGAGUAGACAGAGAGAAUCCAUCCCUCACAAAACCCAAAACCAACAAAAAAAAAAAAGCACUCAAGAACAAAUCGAAAUCUCAAAACUCUAUGAAACCUCGUCUUCCUUAGUCUUCUCCUUCGAUUUCACCUUUAAUGGAUGCUUGAUUUGCUCUGGUAACUGCGUUUGGUGAGUAAAGAUUUUACUAUGGAUCCGGAAAGUGUCAUGGCUGCUGAUGGGACGGACUCUGCUCUUGCAAAUGGUGGUGUUGAAGGAAAUGGUGUUGAUUCUGGCGAGACGUUGGAUACUACUUCGGAUAGUCAGAAUGAGAAUUCAGGAGAUAGUUCCAAUUUGGAUGCAGUUGAACAGCCCAAAGAGACAGCAGCUGAGGUCACACAAGGUGUAAAUGUAGAAGAUCAAGAGCAUGUUAAAGGCGAAAAGAAGCUUAAGCAUGAGAAAUUCUCAGGUGGUAAGAGUGUUCCAUCGGCACAUAUCAAAAAGAAGAAAGAGAAAAAAGAUGCAACUGUUAAAGUGGCAGCAUCAAAUGGUUCUGUAACUUCUGUUGCUCCUAAAGCACCUACAACAAAGUCUCUAAAAAGCACAUCACUCAAUGGCAGAGCGGCUCACGUCACGGAGCAUGGAAAGCAAGACUCUGCACCAGCUGAAAGCGCCACCGGGGACAAGGUGAAACCAAAGCCUCAAAAGAAACAAACCCAUGAGACAUCUGAAGAUGAUACUCAGUCUUCUAAUAGCCCCAAGGCAGACGAUGGCAAACCUCGUAAAGUUGGUGCACUUCCAAAUUAUGGAUUCAGUUUCAAAUGUGACCAACGGGCUGAGAAGAGAAGAGAGUUCUAUGUUAAGCUUGAGGAAAAAACUCAUGCGAAAGAAGAGGAGAUUAACAACAUGCAAGCCAAGUCCAAGGAAACAGAAGAAGCUGAGCUUAGGAAGCUGAGGAAGAGCUUGAACUUCAAAGCCACACCCAUGCCUAGCUUUUCUCAGCCGCCUAAAACAGAGUUAAAGAAGAUACCACCAACAAGACCCAAAUCUCCGAAACUCGGAAGAAAGAAGACUGAUUCUGAAGAAACUCAAACCCCUCGCGUCGGUAGGCUGAGUCUAGAUGAGAAAGCCUCUAGGGAAAAUCCAACUGCUAAGGGAACUGUGGCAACAGUUGAUCCCAAGAAGCAACCGUUGCGCAAGUCACUUCCAAGACUGCCGUCUCAGAAAACAGCUCUCCCUGAUGGAAAACCCGCCGCCACAACCUCAGCAAAGGUGAAACCUGAAAGAAAGAAACUUGAAAAAGAUGCAGAAACUCAAAACCAGUCUUCAAAUACCAUAGAAGAGGAAGCACAAGUGACUGCAUCACCCAAAGCUGAUGGAGAAAACUCGCAUGAGACUGUAUCUCCAAGGAUUGAUGAAGACAGAGCCGAGUCCAUUCAGGCAUCUGAAGCUGUUGCUGUUGAGCAUAAAGAGCUCUGCGUUAAUUAAGGAAGACAAGAGGAAAAGAAAGCAUGUAAUAGUUAUAUAUAUCUUCGACCAAAACUUGUUUGAGAAGAAAUGGGUAAAAGAGUGGAAAGAAUCAUUGUGUUUGGUUCUAAAGGUUGUUGCUUUUUAUAUAUUUCUAUGUUUGAUGGUGUAAUGUUUUUAAUCUUUUAUGUUGUA
Brassica oleracea var. oleracea is the source of this 1681-nucleotide messenger RNA. Its product is annotated as immunoglobulin A1 protease autotransporter-like. NCBI's taxonomy places the organism in Eukaryota, Viridiplantae, Streptophyta, Magnoliopsida, Brassicales, Brassicaceae. The coding region runs from base 230 to 1507 and encodes 425 amino acids. Gene Ontology annotation, molecular function: microtubule binding. The transcript is spliced from 9 exons. The record is from RefSeq and is a predicted model, not a curated record.